Molecule: messenger RNA, 1415 nt
Organism: Paecilomyces variotii
Lineage: Eukaryota; Fungi; Ascomycota; Eurotiomycetes; Eurotiales; Thermoascaceae
Product: hydroxymethylglutaryl-CoA lyase
Exons: 2
Coding region: 167-1246 (359 amino acids)
Biological process (GO): L-leucine catabolic process; ketone body biosynthetic process
Molecular function (GO): hydroxymethylglutaryl-CoA lyase activity
Source: RefSeq, a predicted model, not a curated record
CUCUCGGCAUCAUCUGGAACUAAACUAAGUACUGUAUCAUUAUAAUUAGACCGAUCCGGAGCUCCCCUCCCAGGGACAGCUUCCCCUCUUGCUCUCGAGACCCCGGAUUAUGUAUUUGAUGCAUUGCACGACCUUUACUUGCUCACUUGUACACUGAUCUGCCAGGAUGCUUUCUCUGAGGCCUAGACUACGUCUUUCUUCUGUCCUUCGGAAGGCAGCUCCCAUCCGUUGUUAUUCGACAGAGCCACGGCUGACGUCGAACCAUGUUCGCAUCGUCGAAGUCGGAGCGCGCGACGGGCUACAGAACGAAAAGACAUCGAUUCCUCUGGAGACGAAGAUCCAGCUGAUUGAGAAGCUAGCCAAGACUGGAGUCACUACAAUAGAGGCUGGCUCUUUCGUGCCGGCGAAAUGGGUGCCACAGAUGGCAAGCACUUCAGAGAUAUUGCAACAUAUCAUCAAGUCUCCACCGCAAGCUAAGAACGAGAUCGCGUACAACUACCUUGUUCCCAAUAUCAAGGGACUGGAGAACCUGGUCAAAGUUAUGGAGGCUGAAGGCGCGUCGGCCCAGAUUCCUGGGACUGCUGAAAAGCCGCCUAUUACGACAGAGAUUUCUCUGUUCGCGGCAGCUACAGAGGCUUUCUCCAAGGCAAACACGAAUUGCUCCAUUGCAGAGUCCCUGGAGCGAGUUCGUCCGAUCGUUGCGCUAGCAAAGACGAAGAAUAUCCGGGUGCGUGGAUACGUCUCGGUUGCCCUGGGCUGUCCAUACGAAGGCCCAGAUGUGCCACCUUCCAAAGUAGCGGAGAUCACAGCGACGCUGCUCGAGAUGGGAGCAGAUGAGGUUUCUGUUGCUGACACCACGGGCAUGGGCACCGCACCACGGACCCUUGAACUCCUGCGAACGCUCAGUGCGGCUGGCAUCGCGAAUAGUGACCUCGCGCUUCACUUCCACGACACCUAUGGCCAGGCGCUCGUGAACACAAUGAUUGCGCUCGAGCAUGGUAUCAGGACCUUUGACAGCAGUGUUGGAGGACUUGGCGGGUGCCCUUACUCUAAGGGUGCCACUGGAAACGUGGCGACGGAGGAUCUUGUCUAUACUCUCGGCAGUCUAGGCAUGCAUACAGGCAUCAACCUGGAAGAAAUGUGUAGAAUUGGCGACUGGAUCUCCAAGGAACUGGGUCGAGCUAAUGGUAGCCGAGCGGGCAAGGCGAUUCUGUCACGGCUGCAGGAGCAAGAGGCCCAGGCCUAGUUGCUCAGAGCCCUAGUCAGAAUUGAAGGGAAAGGCUUGUUUGGCCUCUUGCUCUUGGAGCACGCAUUUCGGGCGUUCACUGUUCCUGUCUGCCUGUAUACUUAUUUUGUUUAUGUAUAUAGCCCUCGUCUACGCAUUAUGAAAAAUGGCAUAUUCUUAAGAAACAAGC